This is a messenger RNA of Seminavis robusta, 957 nucleotides long. The record is from the annotation of a GenBank genome assembly. Lineage: Eukaryota; Bacillariophyta; Bacillariophyceae; Naviculales; Naviculaceae.
AUGGAAACCAACAGCAGCAACCUUGCUCCACUGAACCCGGCAGUCAAUGACGGGGCCCACAUCCACAUGAACAACAGCGAUGAAGAUGAUAGAGGCCAACCUGGAGGCGAAAAUAGCAUGGAGCCAGUACCGCUCCAUGGGUCAGUGCUGGAGAAUGUUCAAUUUGGUAUGCGACUGGGAAAUGAUGUCACGGAGAGGGUUUGGAAUCUCAAAUAUGCCAUUCGAGAAGAAGGACUGACUCCACCUUCUGCUUUUGAGUUGGUUCAAAUAGUGUUGUGCGGAGAAAAUCGGGAGGACAACCUGGAGAAGGUCCGGUGGUUUCAUCAUUUUCGAGCAGCGCACGAUAUUGAGGAAUCCGUGGAAAGUGGGCUCUCGUGUGUAAAGGAUGCAAUGAAGCUCUUUCCUGGGUUCUUUCUUUCCUUCCAUGUGGUUACAAUGGAAGGCAGAGAAGAAUUCACCUUGGCAAUGGAUGCUUCCAUGCUCAAUGCACGACGAUUUUUUGAAGAGAAUGGCAGGAAGUUACUCUUGAGGGCUCUCUACUUUUGUUUGAAUGCCCUGAAUCCUAAUUUUCUAGCAAUCGAAAAUGGACCCCUCAUCCUUGUGGAAUGUGAGAGCUUCAACUGGAUGAAUUUCACCGUGGGGGCACAUCGACAACUUCAAACAGAGCUGUUCUCGCAUUACCCAACCAGAGUUAAUCAGGCCAGACACUACAAUACAGGCCUCUUUGCCAAUAUGCUCUGGAGCAUGGGCCGGCCCUUCUUCCCAAAGAAGCAGAGGAACAAGUUCCAAAUGGGAUGCAAGACUGGUGUGGGCAAUUUGAACGAGUUCUUCCUCAAACCAACGGUGGAGAUUGCCAAUCAAAGGUUCCUAGAAGCAUUGGCAGUGGCACUGGAGCAGCGAUACUACUUUGCAUCGGUGUUUGAAUUGCCAUCUGACACGAGACAACAAAAUCAUUAA